Messenger RNA from Apodemus sylvaticus (European woodmouse), 2252 nucleotides. RefSeq names its product TNF receptor superfamily member 1A (gene Tnfrsf1a). The record is from RefSeq and is a predicted model, not a curated record. Lineage: Eukaryota; Metazoa; Chordata; Mammalia; Rodentia; Muridae. Bases 313 to 1758 code for a protein of 481 amino acids. The transcript is spliced from 10 exons. Gene Ontology annotation, cellular component: mitochondrion; signaling receptor complex; membrane raft. Gene Ontology annotation, biological process: inflammatory response; tumor necrosis factor-mediated signaling pathway; prostaglandin metabolic process. Gene Ontology annotation, molecular function: tumor necrosis factor binding; tumor necrosis factor receptor activity.
CUUCCGGUCCCGCUCUUGCAACACCUACCCCCGCCACUCUCCCUUCCCCUCCUACCUCCUCUCUCCGCUCAGCUUAAGUUUUCUCCGAGUUUUCCGAACUCUGGCUCAUGAUCGGGCCUACCGGCUACGAGGUCCUGGAGGACCGGACCCUGAUCUCUAUCUACCUCUGACUUCCAGCUUCUCCGACCCGAGGCGGAGGCUGCCACCGCCCGGGCCACCUGCUCUGAUCGCCUUACUUCGUUCACCAACGUCGCCAGUUGCUGCCCUGUCCCCAGCCUCAAUGGGGGAGUGAGAGGCCAUUGCCGGCCGGACAUGGGUCUCCCCACCGUGCCUGGCCUGCUGCUGUCACUGGUGCUCCUGGCUCUGCUGGUGGAGAUACACCCAUCAGGGGUCACUGGACUGGUCCCUUCUCUUGGUGACCGGGAGAAGAGGGAUAGUUUGUGUCCCCAGGGAAAGUAUGCCCAUCCUAAGAAUAAUUCCAUCUGUUGCACCAAGUGCCACAAAGGAACCUACUUGGUGAGUGACUGUCCAAGCUCAGGGCAGGAAACAGUCUGCAGAGAGUGUGAUGAAGGCACCUACACGGCCUCCCAGAACCACGUCCCACAGUGCUUCAGUUGCAAGAUAUGUCGGAAAGAAAUGUUCCAGGUGGAGCUUUCUCCUUGCAGAGCUGACCAGGACACCGUGUGUGGCUGUAAGGAGAACCAGUUCCAACACUACCUGAGUGAGACGCAUUUCCAGUGUGUGGACUGCAGUCCCUGCUUCAAUGGCACCGUGACAAUCCCCUGUAAGAAGACUCAGAACACCGUGUGUAUCUGCCACGCAGGAUUUUUUCUAAGAAGAAAUGAGUGCGUCUCUUGUAGCCACUGCAAGAACACUCAGGAAUGUGUGAAGCAGUGCCUGCUACCUCCAGUUGCAAAUGUCACAAAUCCCCAGGACCCAGGUACUGCGGUGCUGUUACCCCUGGUCAUCUUCCUGGGUCUUUGCCUUUUAUCCUCCAUCUUCAUCAGUUUAAUGUGCCGAUAUCCCCGGUGGAGGCCCGAGGUCUACUCCAUCAUUUGUAGGGAUUCAGCGCAGGCCAAAGAGGUGAGAAGAAACGACUCCAACUUGCCUGAUUACUCCUUCCAACGCCUGAUAUUCAAAUUACUUGGAAUGAGGGCGGAGGUUGAAGGAACUAAGCCCCUAACUCCAGCCCCUCCCCCAGCCUUCAGCCCCAUCCCCGGCUUCAACCCGACUCUGGUCUUCAACCCCAUCCCAGGCUUUAGUCCUCCUGUCUCCAGUACCCCCAUCAGCCCCGUCUUCGGUCCUCCUAGCAACUGGCACAACUUCAUGCCACCUGUAAAAGAGGUAGUGCCAACCCAGGGUGCUGACCCUCUGCUGUACGGAUCAGUCAACUCCGUGCCAGGCUCCACCCCUGUUCAGAAACAGGAAGACUCCGCCCACCCACAAGGUCCUGAGGACCUUACGAUGCUGUAUGCUGUGGUGGAUGGCGUGCCUCCGACGCGCUGGAAGGAGUUCAUGCGGCUCAUGGGGCUGAACAAUCACGAGAUCGAGCGGCUGGAGCUGCAGAACGGGCGCUGCCUGCGCGAGGCUCAGUACAGCAUGAUGGAAGCCUGGCGGCGCUGUACGCCGCGACGCCUGGCCACGCUGGACGUAGUGAGCUCCGUGCUUUCCGAAAUGAAUCUGCUAGGGUGCCUGGAGAACAUCCAGGAGGUUCUGAGAAGCUCCGCCUCCUCGUCCACGACCCGCCUCCCGCGAUAAGGCCACACCCCCACCUCUGGAGAGGGACUGGAAGGACCAUCCUGCUAGACGCCCUGCUUCCCUGUGGACCUCUUUGAGUGAAAAGAAGCAAGGGUCUCUAAGGGGGCAGGCUCGGGCUGCCAGCCACUUCCUUGGUGCUACUGACUUGGUGAUCAUAGCUUUUCUCAGCCGCCGAGGAUUGCCUGAGCUAGCCCACUUGUGCCUGGCAGGAAGAUGCGCCAUCUGCUGAGGGUGCCAAAACCCAAAACAGGUAGAGGAAAUGUAGAGGAAAGGCACAAUAUAUCCGAUGCCCACUUGGGAUGCACAGCGCCCAAGCAAAGCUUCUCAGGGCGUCCUCAGCUGAUUUCUGAUCCUUUUUCACAGUAGAUAAGCAAUCUUUUGUAUCAAUUAUGUCACACUAACGGAAGAACUGUCUAAGGGAGGGGCAAGCACGGAACAAUGGGGUCCCACCUGGAGCCCUCUACUCUUGUAAAUACACUAAAAAUGACCUCUAA